GCGGCGGCGGCGACAUGGAGAGCGGGGCCUACGGCGCGGCCAAGGCGGGCGGCUCCUUCGACCUGGGGCGCUUCCUGGCGCAGCCGCAGGUGCUGGCGCGCGCCGUGUGCCUGGUCUUCGCCUUGAUCGUGUUUUCCUGCAUUUUUGGCGAGGGCUACAGCAACACCUCUCACUCGGAGCAGCUCUACUGCAUUUUCAACCACAACGAGGAUGCGUGUCGCUACGGCUGCGCCAUCGGCGUGCUGGCCUUCCUGGCCUCCGCCUUCUUCUUCGUCAUCGACGCCUACUUCCCCCAGAUCAGCAACGCCACGGACCGCAAGUACCUGGUCGUGGGCGACCUGCUUUUCUCAGCUCUCUGGACCUUCCUGUGGUUUGUCGGCUUCUGCUUCCUCACCAACCAGUGGGCGGCCACCAGCCCGGACGACGUGCUCGUGGGGGCCGACUCGGCGCGGGCGGCCAUCGCCUUCAGCUUCUUCUCCAUCUUCUCGUGGGGCGUGCUGGCCUCACUGGCUUACCAGCGUUAUAAGGCAGGAGUGGAUGAUUUCAUCCAGAACUACGUGGACCCCAGCCCGGACGCGAGCUCCACCUAUGCGUCCUACCCGGGCGCGUCCGUGGACACCUACCAGCAGCCGCCCUUCACCCAGAACGCCCAGAGCAGCGAGGGCUACCAGCCGCCCCCCGUUUACUGAGCAGCAUCCAGGGGCACCCCAACUCCCUGCUGCCUCCUGGAGAGCCUCUGCCCUUUGGAACCCUGGCUGAGGCUGGCGGAUCCCACCCAAGUGCCUGCGCCCGAGGAGGCUUGGCAGCCCCCAGGCACUCCCCACGGCAUUUUGUCUUAGGAGAAGGUCUCUAGUUGCCUGUGUUUUCUUGUUUCCAGGGACCUCCUCGCUCCCCGCCCAGCACGCUGCCCCGCCUGGGCAGCCCCAGACAGGAAGACCACUGCUGUGCCCAGGCCACACCUCUGCACAUAGAAUUCUCUGCCAAAGACAAAGUGCAGGCGGCAGUGGUGUCUCCGUGGCUGGUGCUGGGCCCUGGCCUGCUCACUCAGGUUCCGUACCCUGGCCCACACUGGGCCUGUGCUCAAUGCUGCACCCUUGGGUCACUGCCUGUGCCACCCAUCGCUGGCUGCCUCCUGACAGCCAUGGGGCUGGGAAACAGGGCUGGAGCCCAUCGCUGGCUGCUCAGAGAGCGCUUCCCCUUGCCUGAUAACACCCAGCUUUAUGUAAAUAUCCCCCCACUGCCCUGAGGGAGCUGGGCAGGGUGGACCCAGCCAGGGUUGCCCCCUUGCUCUCCAGUUCUGUUAGACUGAAUUGCAGAUGAAUUAAAAGGUUUUCUCA
Molecule: messenger RNA, 1337 nt
Organism: Ochotona curzoniae (black-lipped pika)
Lineage: Eukaryota; Metazoa; Chordata; Mammalia; Lagomorpha; Ochotonidae
Gene: SYNGR2
Product: synaptogyrin 2
Exons: 4
Coding region: 15-689 (224 amino acids)
Cellular component (GO): synaptic vesicle membrane; neuromuscular junction
Source: RefSeq, a predicted model, not a curated record